CCGUAGGUUGUCUGAGAUGUCACCUUCCACCUAAACAUCAUCUACCUGGCUUCAGACUUGAACUCUGGUCUCUGACUGCCGCUUAGCUCCAUCUUCUCUAACCAUUUGCAUAGAGGACCAUCACCUUCCUGGAAUCUCUAAGGGUGUCUUCUUUCCCCGCGCCCCGCUCACCAGCCCUGUUAGCUCAGCUGAGAUGGAAGUGCCCUGCCUCUCCAGAACCCCUAAACCUUCUCCCAAACUCAAUCGGGACUCUUUGGGCCCUAAGACUGUCAUUGCCUUACUUGAAAUAGAAUCACUUCCCCCCGUCUCCUGGAGUUCUGGCUCUUCCUUACGUAACAGUUGCCAUCGAGAAACUAAACAACAGACUAGAAAGAAGUGUGAAAAAUUAUUAAAAGACAUUAAGGAGACCCUUAAAAGCAUGAAAAGUUGUGAAAAGAAGACUGCAGAAACAAAAGAAUCCUCGGAGGAAACUGAGAUCGCUGAGGAACUGUCAGAACUUAAAGAAAAAGUCAGAGGACUCGAUAAGAUAAACAAAGUGCUAUUGAAAAGGCUGAUUUUCAACGAGCAGAGUGCGAAGAAACAGAUGAUGAUACUGGAAAACCAGAGCUCGGACGACACAGUACAAGGUUUGGCAUGGGAUGUGGUCGAUCCUUCAGAAGAAGGAAGAGCUAUUAGUGAAACUCAACUACAUAAGGAAAAAGCAGAGCCUGGAUUCCAUCACGUUCAAGAAGAAAAUACCAAACUUAAGAACAACAUGGAGCUGUUGCUACAGGAAGCGGAACACUGGAGUGUGCAACAUGCCGAGCUGAGUGAGCUAAUGAAAUUGUACCAGAAAUCUCAGCACAACUUAAGAGCAACUCGUGAAAGUAACGGAAUCCAUUUCCAAAUCCGACCGCAUAACGUGUGGGCUAAUUAUGAGCUGGAGGCACAGAUGAGAAAACUGAACCAUAACACGCAUUCCUUGCAUGUGAUCACAGCUUUGCUGGAGAACGAAUGCCAAAUCCUUCGGCACAGAGUAGAACUUCUCAAGGAACUCCAUCGCCAGAAAGACGCAGCUCUGGGAAGGAAGCCGACCCAGGUAAACUGUGAACAGGACAGGAAGGCAGGAAGGUAUAAGCAGAACAUGCAAGACACGGAAGUUACAUUUCAGAUCAGAGACAGAUUUUAUAAAAACCUGGAUUCUUGUCGUAAUAAGAAAGCUCGUAACAACAGAUUCAAUCGUUGUCUUGCAAAAGCUCUUCGGAGAAAGAAGAGGCCAGUCAGCAGGCUAAGAUAGAAACUACCAAAAGCAGAAGAAAAGGCAAUUCUUAAAAAAACUCUAAGACAUCCAACUCCAGGCAUCACCAACCACCAAACCGAGGGUAGAUCUGCUGGUUCAACCAAGAAAAAGCUAUGGAACAAGAAGAUGAACACAUUAUUUAUUACCUCAUUUGGGUCUUUCAUGACCAUUAGUGUCAACAUCAAGUUCCUAACUUGUCAUCUUUACAACCGGCUUGUUUUUGUUGUUAUUAGAUAGAGAUCCUAUGACACUUUAACCAAAGAAAAAAAUCUGAAUAAAAACCAGAACAAAGAAAA
Molecule: messenger RNA, 1575 nt
Organism: Eptesicus fuscus (big brown bat)
Lineage: Eukaryota; Metazoa; Chordata; Mammalia; Chiroptera; Vespertilionidae
Gene: SPZ1
Product: spermatogenic leucine zipper 1
Exons: 1
Coding region: 194-1276 (360 amino acids)
Cellular component (GO): nucleus
Molecular function (GO): DNA-binding transcription factor activity
Source: RefSeq, a predicted model, not a curated record